Molecule: messenger RNA, 1143 nt
Organism: Fonticula alba
Lineage: Eukaryota; Rotosphaerida; Fonticulaceae
Exons: 5
Coding region: 198-1076 (292 amino acids)
Source: RefSeq, a predicted model, not a curated record
CCCUCCCCUCCGCCCGCCUCCACACUCAUCAUCUCCAUCCGCCCGUGCGCCGCUGCCGCUCCCCCCCUCCCUCCGCCUCGUCCCCCUGCGCAAGCACUCGCCGACACCCGCCCUUCAGGCGGACGUGACUUUCCUUUUCUUCCCCGCCCCUUCGCCGACCUGCGCGCCCGCCCGCCCGCCGUCAGGAGACCGACACAAUGGCGCAUCCUUUCGCCAGCUUCGGCACCUUCGACCCAGAGCCGAGGGACCAGCUCCCGGUGUUCUUUCCUCGUGGCGGGCCUGAUGACUUUCCCUCGGAUCCGGAUGUGGCCCAGGCCAGCAUGCCGCUGCUGAGUGAUGACUUCUUCAACACCGAUGCCCGGCAUCCGCCCUACGGCCCGACGUCCGAGUCGAUUUUCUCCUUCUAUCCCCCUCCGGGCUGCAUGACGGCCGAGGAGCAGGUGGUCGCCCUGCAGAAGCGCCUGACCAUUCACAAGGUCUUUCGACUGGUGUAUGUCAUUUUCCUGAUCGGCGAUACGGCCAUGAUCAUCGCCUCAUUGCUUGCUGGCCUGUCGCUACACAAUGCCGGCCUCUUGUGCCUGGUGCCGGCGAUUCUUCUCCUCUGGAUUUCUGUCACCCGCAUCGGCCAGCUGGUUCUCAUCAUCGAGCGCAUUGAGCGCAGUGGCAUGUACAUUGACACCGGCCCGGCACUGGCCGGGGGCGCCACCUCGUCGACGGCCGUGCAUCCGGUCUUCCCGGAAGCCGGGCUGCCAACGUCCGCAGGGCCUGGACCCGAUGGACACCCUCCCCCGGCCGAGGGGGCCCCCGGGCUGCAAGGAGGUCAUAUCUCCCGCAAGCUGGCCACCAUGGAUCCUGUGUUGCAACGGUAUGAGUCGCAAUUCGAGGAGGACGAGAAGGCCGCCGACGAGUAUGAGGCCUUCCGGGCGUCAGUGAGCAUGGCCGGUGCGGCCGCCGCAGCUGCCGGGGCCAGUGCAGCCACUACAGAGCCCGCCUCGCCGGCUGGAUCUGUCUCGUCCGUGCAGUCGUCCCUCUCCUCGUCCAGCCCGAAAGUCCCGCUGCUAGACGGCUCCUUGUAAUGUCCUAGCCUCCCCCCCCCCGCCUGUCCUUGAGGAAGAAUACAGUCAUGUCUUCACCGGGGUUGCC